Molecule: messenger RNA, 4050 nt
Organism: Strongylocentrotus purpuratus (purple sea urchin)
Lineage: Eukaryota; Metazoa; Echinodermata; Echinoidea; Camarodonta; Strongylocentrotidae
Product: octopamine receptor Oamb-like
Exons: 1
Coding region: 2600-3703 (367 amino acids)
Biological process (GO): G protein-coupled receptor signaling pathway
Cellular component (GO): membrane
Molecular function (GO): trace-amine receptor activity
Source: RefSeq, a predicted model, not a curated record
AAUUCGAUCUGCAAAUUGACAACUCGGCUUUUGAUUUGCCGGAUUUCUACGCCAAUAACUUCUUACCCACAAAUGUAACUGUUAUGCAAAUUGGCAACCCGGUCUGGGUCUUGAUUUGACGGAUUGCUAUGCCUGAUGAACUUCAGAUACAGCUGUUUUCAUCGCUGACUCAAACAUAUAUAUCUCAACGUGGCUAUACGUAUCCGUCUGAAUCCGCCUUGCUUCACCCGGCAACCCGGCAACCUGCCAAACUCCUGCGGCAAGAAACGGGGGUGGUUGUCAAGGAAAAAAAUGUUAGACUACGAGGCCUUUGGAUAUAGUAUUCCUCACGACAAGUCAGUGUUGUUAUGUUCUUCUCGUCGUGUUCUUCACAUCGGAGGAAGUUUACCAGUGUGCUGACUUAUAAUUGGGAUAGGUUUCAGGAGUAUGAUGACAUUUUGCGAGUCGAACAUAUCGAGAAAUCGUGCAGCUCAGCAACAAUUCAUCGGUAUGAACAUAACUCGUUCCUGACAAUUCAUUGCUUAGUGGAUAGAGUUGAUAGAUAAACAACCAGUUAUUGUAUUUGAUUGAUUCAAAAACAUCGAUGGGAACUUAAAAUACUUUAAUAUUCAAAUACCCUGAUAGGAAUCAAUGUACAUUGGAUGUGUGUACACGGGGUAUUAGUUUCAUACUUCUACGCAAUAUGAGCCCUUGAAAAUGAAUGAUGUUAUUUUAGUACAGUGUCGACACGCCAUAUUUUGAGUAUAAUUAUUUAGCUGGUAUCUACAAGAAACUUGAUAUAUUUCUAUAGGUCAAGACUGACUGAGUAUCAAUUACCAGUCUUUAUUGUUCCGACACCAUGGGUGAUAUCAAUAAGUGACUGGUAUCCGGCCUGGGGAGUAUACCGGCACGUAAGCCACAUUUGGAAUGAUCGAGUGUUAACUGUGACAGAGAACUGACUAUUUCCUUAAAAAAAUCAUGGACCCUACCAGAAACUCUUCAAACUUAUAGAUCUCACUUGUUGCUAUUGCCGUCAUGAAUCACUAAAAUCGGCAGUUUGCCAAUUUGUGUCCAUUCGUGAAGCGAGGCCGACGGUGGGAGAAGAUAUCGGUGCGGUGAAGGAGCUUCGUGAAGGGAAUAGGACAGGAAACCGCACCUGAAGAUAUGUAUAUGUAUAUAUACCCCUGUGUAUUUGGCUCUAUACACCGAGAUUUGUGAACUUCAUCACCGUCCAAUUUAGAAGUCAAUAACCGUACCAAAUAUAUGCUACAUUUCGGAAAUUAAUGCGGGAAAUAAGCAAAGUCAAUGGAAAGGGAGAACUUCAAUACAGAGAAAAAUAUUUCAAAUACCUCGGAGAAGUCUAUGGAGAAGAAAUAUGUUUCAAGAUUUUUUGACAGGUGUUACAGCAGAGGGCUCUAGCCAGUAUUCAUCAUAUUGGUUUGGAGUAAGGCUUUACUGUUUUGAAGCUUUGUAGUUAUUUACAUUUGAAGGAUACGCGCCGUUUAAACACUUAGACGACGACGACGCCGACAACAACAACAACAACAACAGUGCUUGCUCCAUUCUCAUGCACGUGAUAUCAGUUUCAACGAAACUCAGUUUUUCAAGUGUACAAGCAGCGGAUUUGUAAAACCCUUCGACCCCAUGAAUCAUGCACCGGCAAUUUGCUCCUAAUCAAGGGCGAAACAAUAAAAGUGACUCAGACUUUAGAUGAUCAAGAUGGUGUAUGUACGUUAUGGCUUCGUUGUUUCGCAAUCUGUCCACGCAAUGUUGCAAAAUAUAACCGAAGCCUUCAAGUAAGCCACGCAAUAUAAGCAAUGCUGUAAUUGUCGCAGUGACCUAUACGUCUUCGUGUUCCUUUAAGAAACAUAGGAUUUCAUCAGCAAUUUACGCAAUCACCUCCAAAUCUAUAACUUUCAUCUAUAGAUAGAGAAUAGUUGCAAGGAAUAAUCGCUGCAUCUUGUUUAACGUUUCUUGAUUGGCAAAGCUUGAUUCGCGACGACCGUCUAUAUAGCGUUGGAAAUACGUUGAUUGCUACCUAGUGGCCGGUGACCGUGCUGCGACAACAAGUGAAUUAACGAUAUACUUAUGCGAUCUGUUCGAGCUAUUAUAUCUAUUUUUCAAGGAGGUUAACGGACAGAAUUACUUUACAUCGUGUCUUUCUAUAUGUGGUUCCUGAUGCUAGAUUCCGGAAUUGAUAAAACAUACAUUUGAUCUAUGUUUGGGCUGAUAUUCCGGCUGCAUGUACUAAUAUAGCUGAUGUGAUGAUGAUGUUUGUAAUUGUUGAGAUAUGAUUUCAACAACUUUCAGGGAAAUUGCUUUGUGCAUGGAAAAUCCUUGGAUGUUCACAUGGCAGAGGUCGAUUGGUUGAACGUUAAGAGAGGAACGCGUUUGGUGUUCAAAACAUUUUAGCCGUAUUGUCUACAGUCUCUACUGUAUAUAUAUUUAAUUCAUUCAGAACUGUGAAAGUAUAAAUCUGAACCUUUGAUCGUUCUAGAUUUGACCUAGAUAAACUGUAGAAACAUCUGCGUGAACUUCCCCGACGCCACAAAAUUGUAGGCUAAUGUCAGGUCACUGUUUAGGGUCAACGCAAAGGUAGAACAGGAAGUAUUCUGCUGACAUGGCUACUACAGCAACUGAGUACGUUAUGGAACCGGAUGGUCCUGUUCCACACAAUGCCUCGGAAUACAUUACCGGCAUGGUUACUCCACUUUAUAUCACCGUUAUCUUCAUCAUCCAUUGGCCACUAUGGAUACUUAACGUCGGCGGCAACUCGCUAGUCGUCCUCGCCGUCUACCGGGAGAGGAACCUUCGCCGACCGACGUACGCCCUGAUCGCCGCUCUCGCCACUGCAGACUUAGUUUUCGCGCUUUUUGCGUAUCCGCCGUCGAUAUACGCCGUGAUCGUGGAAAACCGGUACACUUGUGCGAUUGGAACUCGAAAGUAUUUCUUCGUGUUGACGUAUGUCUGUGCAUCGGCCUCGUUCUUUCACAUCAUGGCGAUCACUUUCGAGCGGUUUAUCGGUGUUUCGAAACCAUUGCGAUACCAUGAGAUCGUCACUAUGCGACGAAUUGUCUGCCUGGAAACAUUCAUAUGGACGACGAGCCUUUUGUUAGGGGCUACCGCCGUCUUUAAAAAGAGUGGCAACGAUCCCAUGCGGCCUGUCUGCAAACGAGCGACUACUUCGUCCCUCUUUUCACUCGUUUCCUUCCUCCUCUUGUCAGUGGGUUUUCUCGUCAUCACUCUCGUUUACCUACACAUCUAUCGGAUCGCGAAGAGACACUGGCGAGACAUGCAGGCCGAACGAAAAAAGGCACUCGCCCUUGGCAAUAAAAAAACCCAAAACUUCGACAGCCAGACCAGUAGUGACGAUACACAAUUCAAAGCCACCAAAACCAUUGGCAUCAUUAUUGUUUUCUUUGUCAUAUGUUGGUUGCCAACAGCAACGAGAUACUUCUUUGAAGGAAUCGGGGCAUCCGUCUCCAUCAGCUGGACAACAUGGAUACUAGUCAAGCGUAGUUCGGAGACAUUUUGGCUUUUAAAUGGAGUCAUUAACCCGCUCGUGUAUGCUAGGAGGAACUCGCAAUUUAGACAUGCGUUCAAAGACAUCAUCAAAUGCUCAGUAAAGAGAUAUACGUGUAAGACAGAGUCGGAAUCUAGGAGAUACUCUCUGACUACCUGGAAGGGUAGACCCUCAUUGACGUCGAAUACAACACUACCAUGACAUUUAAGGCCUCGUUAAGAUAUGACGCGGCAAAACCGCGGAGUUAAAAAAAACGAUGACUUGAAGUGUAAUACGUGUCACAUUUCUGUAUUUUGUAACACGUAAAUACGAGCAGGAUUUUUCUUGCGCGCCGUUGCCAUUCGUCUUUACGUCGUAAAAAACACGGCUUUUUUAAGGGGGGGCAGCGGUUAACCGCGUCAUUUUUUAACGAGCCUUGAGGGAGACUGUUUCCCAUCUUAUUGAUCAAUGUUCAACACGAUGGCAAAGACUCACGAGAAACCAACUCAAGGACCAGGGCCCCGUUUCAUAAAACUUUUUAUCAAUAACAAAUGCUAAAUAGCUAUGAC